Clarias gariepinus (North African catfish) is the source of this 2785-nucleotide messenger RNA. It is a transcript of the gene sbk1, whose product is annotated as SH3 domain binding kinase 1. Gene Ontology annotation, molecular function: ATP binding; protein serine/threonine kinase activity. NCBI's taxonomy places the organism in Eukaryota, Metazoa, Chordata, Actinopteri, Siluriformes, Clariidae. The record is from RefSeq and is a predicted model, not a curated record. Gene Ontology annotation, biological process: peptidyl-threonine phosphorylation; peptidyl-serine phosphorylation. Bases 395 to 1591 code for a protein of 398 amino acids. The transcript has 4 exons.
GCACUCUGAACUCGACCGCUUUUGCCCCCUCGUCAGGACACAUGACGCGCGCGGACGAGUGAUGAUGGACGCCGUCCUGAGGAGCGCGAGGAACUAGGUCAUCCGCGCGCGUGUGCGCGCGCCGAGCAAACAGGCAACAAACACCGGAGAGCCCGCGCGCCGCGCACACAAAGAACACCAAGUCCUCUCCUUCUUCUGCCUUUUAUCUUCCGUUACGCACAGGCGCGCGAGGACACCCUGCUGUAGUCUGUUAGAGACAAAAUCAUAUUAAAGAGAUUGAGUCAGGGUGAAGUUUUUUAUUGUUCUCAAGCAGGAACACGGGUCCCUUUCGGUGCGCUGAUUGUUACCGGAGGCGCGUGCGUUCGAUCCUAAACGGUGACCCGGUGGCGCGUGGAUGCAGGAGCAUGGAGCUGAGAGAGAGGGCGCCUGCAGCAGUGCCCAGGUGGGUGUGUCCGUGGUGGCGCGUGGCACUAACGCGGGCACUGCCCCGGUGGAGGACAUGCAGGCGCUAUCGAUCACCACUCUCUCUGCCUCUGAAGUGGAGCAGCAGUAUGAGCUGAUCGGUCCGUUGGGGAAAGGCACGUAUGGCCGAGUAGAUCUGGUGGCUCACCGAACACAAGGCGCAAAACUGGCCCUUAAGUACGUCAGUAAGAACAAGACCAAGCUUCGGAGUUUUCUCCGUGAAUACAGUCUGACGGCAGCCCUGAGCUGUAGCCCCUUCAUCAUCAAAGCUCUGGAUGUUCUGUUUGAAACCGAGGAGAGUUAUGUAUUCGGUCAGGAGUAUGCGCCUGCAGGAGACCUCUUCGACAUCAUACCUCCCCAGGCUGGUUUGCCUGAGGACAUGGUCAAACGGUGUGUGCAGCAGCUCGGCUUGGCUCUGGACUUCAUGCACAGUAAAAGUCUGGUCCAUCGAGACGUGAAGCCGGAGAACGUGCUCCUGUUUGACCGCGAGUGCCGGCAUGUGAAGCUGGCUGACUUUGGAAUGACACGGAGGGCAGGCAGCCGCGUCAAGAGAGUCAGCGGCACCAUCCCCUACACGGCAGCCGAGGUGUGCCAGGUCACAGGCUCGGAGGGCAUCGUCGUGGCAACGCCGCAGGACGUAUGGGCAUUCGGCGUGCUCCUUUUCUGCAUGCUGACUGGAAAUUUCCCGUGGGAAGCUGCGCUGCCCAGUGACAACUUUUACGCAGAGUUUCAGCGCUGGCAGCACGGCGCGUGUCCCCCGGGCACCGUGCCCUCACAGUGGCGCCGCUUCUCUGACGACGCGCUGCGCAUGUUCAGCCGGCUCCUAGCCCCUGAGCCUGAGCGUCGCUGCGGUGUUAAAGAGGUUUUUUACUUCCUAAAAUACGACCUCCUCAACCAUCAUCGCAGAAGAGCUUCCUGUAGAGCCUCCAGAGCCACACGAGGCUCCGCCCAUAAACACGGAGAACACGCCUCCGUCUCGGGCACUUCCUGUCUUCGGCCCACGCCUCUCAAACGUAGCAUCCUGUCAGAGCCGCACUCGUCGAGGGAGGAGCUUUCAAAAAGCCCCUCCCCCAAUCGACAGGACAAGAGUAAGAUGGUAAUGGCCACGCCCAUCGAGAUCUGCGUAUGAAGGCGUACCCUUGCUUCCAUAUUCGUACAAUUAAUUAAUAGGAAUUAGGCCAACCCUGGCGUUGUGUAAGGAAGGGAAAUACAGAUCGAAAAGGAAAUCAGGCCAUUUGUGUAGAUGUAGCUGAGGAUAUCGUAGUUUUAUUCGAGAAUACGCAGACUGCAAAGUCAGUAUGUAAAGAAUAAAACAUAACAGGCCAUGCUGUUAUGGGAAAAUAAUCAACGACAGAGUGAGACAACGGUACAAUGUUGAAUCAUCGACAAUCCGUCAUACUUUUUUUAAUCCGUUAAGGUAAAACUUAUGACUGUUAUAGCGCGCUGAGACUGGAGACUCCUUCCAUAAAUAAAACAUAUAAAUCAACAUCACCUGGCAGAAAAUGUUUCGAUAUUAAUGAUUAUGUAAGUCUUGAUUGUAGCUCGGUUGUUAUCGCUCUUUUGGUACGAAUUUAUUGUUUCAAGCAAGAAGAAUCCGAGAAGCAGAUCUGAAUGUACGACCUUCACAACGUCCUUCGCUUCCUCUUUAGUAUGAGCAAAUUGUGAUAAGAGAUCAGCUAGCUUUAUUAAAGCCUGUAGGUCAAUCACGCACUUCUUCUUGUCAUUCUUCUUCCUUAAUCCUCGAUCGUUUAGAGAACACAAUGAGAACCUCAUCCCCAGACAAACUAUUUUGCCCGAGGUGCUCCUCCCCUUUGUCAUGUGACUCAACGACCCAGCCUAUCAGGGGGCUGAUCACCUCAGAGGUUCUUGACCCAUAUGCAUUUCUACAGACUGUAACCAAUACGGCUACUUCCUGAAUGUGGACAUUGUACAGUAUGUACACAGGAUAUGACAUCACUCUCCUCGAGGGGGAAAAAGUAUCUGUAGAUGACAGGGAUUCUUUAUUAUACAGUACGUGUGUGUGUGUGUGGUUGUGAUUACUAUGUCUGUAUAAGCACAAGUUUUUUAUAGCUUGUUUAAGAAACUUUUAAGAACUGUUGUUGAACAAAGAUCGAGUUUGUGUUCAGGUUGUGCCAUCAUGUAGCUUUUUUUGUAAUUGUAAGAAAUUUUUCUAGUGAAUAUCCUGCGCAGAAGCGAACCAUAGUAGCCUGAAGAUUAGGACCUGUUCACAAAGGAUGUCUGCAAGACUGAGAUAUUUAAUCAUUUUAAUAUUUGGGUCAAAUAAGAUAGCAUUACGAGGUUACUUUUUAACUUUUAAAGCAAA